CUGCCGCCCAUCACGACAUUCUGCUUCGUCUUCGUCGCCUCGCACGAUGCUCACUCACCACCGACCACCAUCUGUGCUUUCCCAGGACGACCCCCUCUCCCUUGCAAUGCGUCCCCCAGCAUCAGAAACCGACGCUCAGCGUCAGGCUAGGCUGCUCGAGGAGGCGAACGCCCAGCGCCUUAGCGAUCUAAUUGACGAGCAGCUUAAGCAGGACAAGAAGAAGUUCGACAAGGCGAAGGAGGAUGUCAAGCUCCUACUCCUCGGUCAAGCCGAGUCUGGGAAAUCGACACUCCAGAAACAAUUCCAACUCAUGUAUAGCCCAGAAACACUCGAGAAGGAACGUGCCUCCUGGAGAGCCGUCAUUUAUUUCAAUGUCGCUCGCUCUGUCAAGCGGAUACUCGAGGCCGUCGACACGUACAGCGAUUUAAUUCCUGACGGGACCAACGCAUCAACUCUCACCGGGUCCGAUAGGACUCCCGAGGACUCCAGCGGCGAACGGGAAGGUAUCUUGCGUGCACGAGCGAACACUCUUCUGGGAGGCCGUCAUGGCUCUCCACCCGUUGGCACUCCCCUUCGAGGAUCCCCUGCUCCACCAUCUGACUUAGCCAACUCUGAAGCUCAUAACCAACUGCUCAAUCUCAAGCUACGCCUAUCACCCGUCGUCGCCGCAGAGAGCACCCUCGCCAAUCGUUUAACCGGAGGUGUCAGCGUGGCUGGCUCAGGCAAGGGCAGCGUCUUCGUCCGCAAAGGAUGGCAAUUUGGCGGGAAGUUCGGAGCCAAACGCCGGAGUCGGCAGAGCAUGGGUUCCAUCACCGCUCCCAAUCAAAUUGAAGCCGGGCGACGCAGCAUGGACAGUGAUCUCAGCGUCGCUAGAAGCGAUAGGCAGCAUGAGGUCUCCGACGAGCUCGUGGAGGAGAUCGCUCAGAUAUUAGAGGCCAGCCUCGUGGAUAUUCGAGCUCUCUGGGAGAGCGACGCUGUCCAGAAGUUGAUCAGCCGCAGACGUCUGCGGAUGGAAGAAUGGGCCGAAUACUUCAUUCGCGACAUAACUCGCAUUUCGGCUCAUGACUAUGUUCCUACCAUAGAUGAUAUUCUCCAUGCACGUAUUCAGACCAUGGGUGUGGCCGAACACGUUUUCGAUGUUCCUCUUCACGGUAGGACAGUUACAUGGCAUCUCUUUGAUGUGGGUGGCGCACGGGGCCAGCGACACACUUGGGUCCCUUUCUUUGAUGAUGCGAAUGCCAUCAUCUUCGUUGCACCAAUCUCUGCUUUCGACCAGUAUCUCGAAGAGGACCCACGCACGAACAGAAUCGAUGAUUCGCUACAAUUGUUUACACAAAUAUGUUCCAACCCCCUCCUCAAACAUGUACACCUAGUGCUCUUCCUCAACAAAGUCGAUGUCCUUCAGUCGAAGAUCGCCUCCGGAAUGCGCGUCAACAAAUACAUCACGUCGUACGGACAGCGCGCAAACGACCCUGAGAGUGUCAUGCAGUAUUUCCGCGCUCACUUCCUCCAAGUCCACCGUCGUAACAACGAACAGAAACGGGUGCUGUACACGCACUUUACCAGCGUUGUGGAUACGAAAACAACUCGCAGCAUCAUUGCGAAUGUUCGCGAUUCUAUCUUCCGUGGUUAUCUCAAGUCUGCCGCUUUGGUUUGAUUCCACCGGGCUGUAUUCGGUUUCUCAGUCUUCCUUGGUGUGCUCUGUGCUCUAUUCUCCGUAAUCCCUGCGUUACAGACGCGACGGAAGACAUCCCUUGUUCUCUUUCCCGCUGUUGUAUCUUGUCCCUUCCGCCUUACUUAUUCCAGACUGGUUUCCCCUCUCUCUCACUGUUUAUAUGUUUAUAUUUGUCCUCUACGUCCCUCGGAUCUGUGUCAUGUAACUCCUACUCUAUAGCUUCUCCUCGGACGAAACGAACGAACAAAACCGGGCUCUGUCUAUUUCUCUCUUGCAUAUAAUCGUUGACCGGCUGGCUGUCGUUAUCUUUUCGUUUCGCUUUGGUCUUCGGUUGUUGUAUUCUAUCCGCGGCUCGCGCUGUCUAACCUAAUGUGUGCUAUCGUUUCUCGUACCCACGUUGCCAAACGCCACGAAGCCCUUGCCCUUUAUCCUGUGCUUUUAUGUAACUCGGUGUUGUGUUUUAUCAUAAUCACACGUUUGUACUGGGCUGAAUUUUAUUUUAUUAUCUCCUUGGACAUACGUUACAUACGCUACAUGUAUCUUAUCGUUCUACUAUAUUUGAUCGUUCCUGUGCACUUCAAC
This is a messenger RNA of Stereum hirsutum FP-91666 SS1, 2257 nucleotides long. Its product is annotated as G-alpha-domain-containing protein. The transcript is spliced from 10 exons. Gene Ontology annotation, molecular function: G-protein beta/gamma-subunit complex binding; guanyl nucleotide binding; GTPase activity. Gene Ontology annotation, cellular component: heterotrimeric G-protein complex. The record is from RefSeq and is a predicted model, not a curated record. The coding region runs from base 47 to 1657 and encodes 536 amino acids. Gene Ontology annotation, biological process: adenylate cyclase-modulating G protein-coupled receptor signaling pathway. NCBI's taxonomy places the organism in Eukaryota, Fungi, Basidiomycota, Agaricomycetes, Russulales, Stereaceae.